CAUGCUGUUGUUUUCCUGUUUGCUUAUACACAAAAUUUAUCUCAAAAGAAUUACUGCAAAUUUUCUUCCUGGAUUGUCGUGACCAAGAGCAUGUCUUCAAAAUCCAGUAGUCAUUAUAGUCAAUUACCGCGCAGCCGAACGCGGACCCGAACUCCAAAAAGCAGUAGCCGAAUGCAAACUUUAAGUCCAAAAAGCAGUAGUCGAUUACAAAGUCCAAAAAGCAGUAGUCGAAUAAAAAGUCUUAAAAGCAGUAGUCGAAUUCAAAAUCCAAAAAGCAGCAGCCGAAUGCAAACCGUAAGUCCAAAAAAUAACAGACGAUCACGGUCUUCAAAUCCAAGAAGUGCAAGGAAAACGCGGCCUCGAAGUGCGAAGAGCCGAAGCAAGUCUCCAAAAGGUGCCCAUCUACUUAAUCCUGGAAAUUUUGCUGGAAAGAAGGGCCCUGUUCCCUUUACUAUAUGGAAGAAACACGAUUCAUACGAACCUGGUACGAGUCCAAGCCGUAUAGUCACUAGAUCUCAGACUGGAUUCAAUAGAGUAAAGAAAACAGAUUCAAACACUGCACUAUUCGGGGAUGAGAAGAAAUUCGUAGUACCCAACUGUCCUCAUUUAUCAUUAAUCAUGAAAGGAAGGCACGGAGCUUUGCCUGCUACCAUAGUCACUCGAUCUUCAGGCAAAUAUUAUUCAAAGGACGAUAAACUCGAAGGCAGACUUACAUGGUACAAGACUGGAAAAGGAAGAGAUGCAUCGGAAGCACGCGAAGAUUUUGAAUUUUCGCUAAGGACGGAUGAAGGUGAUGAUGAAUAUAUGUGUUCAAUUCAAUAAAAUAUUUUUCCAAUCAAUAAAUUGUUACUUUUUUGUAUGUACAUCAAACUGGAUGAAUGACUGAGAAUUAUGUAUUUAUAAAUAUAACUGUGUGUUGUACUGUGCGCAUAGUUACAAUAGAUCCCUUAUUUCGUACAAGGAAGUGAAAAUGAUAUUGUCAGUUCGUCAUCAAGUGCAUCAUGAUAGCAAACUCAAAAGCAAUUUUUUCAGUGAGAAACUUUUUUUUUCUCCUUCCGUCUACUUCAGACUGCAACACACUUUUUUAACAAAAAAAAAAAAAAAAAAAUUUCUAUCGAUUUUUAACUUGCUUCUAGAUAAGCUAUUGAGUUCAAUUUUUUUUAAAUUAAUAUUUCUACAUUAUUCUUGUUUAAGAGAGGAAAAUAAAGUUUCAAAACUUUGUUUUUAAGAACACAUUUUUAGAUGUUGAAAUAUACCGUAUUUCUCCCGCCCUUUAAAACGGGGAGUAUAUGAUGUAUUUUUCCGUCACCAACAGCCAAAAAUAUUUGUAAAUUAACUACUCCUGCUGAAGUUUCUAAUAUUAUAAGAAAAUUACACCCAAAGAAAGCACCGGGAAUCGACUGUAUCACUAGCAUUACCUUAAAACAUCACCCGAGUAACAUCAUCACAAAAGUUACUAGUAUUUUCAAUCCUUGCAUUUCAAACUCUUACUACCCCAACCCCUGGAAAGUUGCAAAGAUCAUCAUGAUACCCAAACCAGGGAAAAGUCUACUUCAACCAGACAGAUUUCGUCCAAUAAGUCUUCUCCCGAGCCUAAGCAAAGACUUUGAAAGAAUUCUACUGGAAAAAAUGAAGUCUUAUCUCACUUUACUGCACCCUGAACAAUUUGGAUUCAGAGCUUACCUUUCAACUUCCAAACAACUAGUAAGAUUGACUGAAUUUAUAGGCUCAGCUCGUCACUGUAACCAAAAUGUUGCUAUUCUCAUGCUGGAUGUGGCGAAAGCUUUCGACCGUGUCUGGCAUGAGGGUCUCAUAGCGAAACUUAUUAAUUUGAACUUUGAACGUGAGCUCCUGCUAAUUAUUUUCUCUUUUAUCACCAGCAAAAAAUUUUUAGUUUCUGUUCAUGGUGCCUUCUCUUCAGAACAUCCAAUUCACAGUGGAAUUCGUCAAGGAAGUGUUUUAGGUCCAAUUUUCUAUCUCUUCUAUGCUGCAGACUUCCCUUCUGUACUCUACAACAAUAACUCAAUUUUAGCUUGUUAUGCAGAUGACACUGCUUUGGCGGUGAAAUCUGCAAAUGUGAAUCAUGCAGUUAAAAAACUCCAAGACCACAUCCCUUUCAUAGAAGACUGGUGCAAAAGUGGAAAGUACAAAUUAAUGCAUCCAAUUCUCAACUACUCAUCAUCAGAAAAAAGAAAAAUAAAAAGAACCUCAAGAUGCAACUCCUAUUGUUUAAUGAACCCAUACCUGUUAUGAAACAUGCUAAGCAUUUAGGAGUUACCCUGAAUAGUAAAAUGACAUGGACUAACCACAUUAAUAAUGUGAGAAAUAAAGCCAUCUACAUAAUGAAGUGCUUGUAUCCUAUGUUAGGCCGCUUUUCAAAACUUAAUCUCACCAAAAAGAGAUUAAUCUAUCUUUCAACUAUUCGUCCUAUUAUGACAUAUGCCUCACCAGACUGGACUACUGUGACUAAAACUGACUUGAAAAAGUUCAGGUUGUGCAAAUUUUUUUUCUAAGACUGAUAAUUAGUGCUCAUUACUUUGUGUGAAACGAAGUACUCCACAGGAACUUAAAAAUCGAGCCACUAGAUACUUUCUUACGCAAAACAAAUGACAAGUUCUUCAGGAAAGCUAAAUACUGUGAACAUCUGAAUUUAUCUAAUCUAUUUCAUUAUGAAAGCUUAGACGAAGACAGACAUCUCCGUACGUUUCCUGCUUUUAUCCUGAAUAGCAAUCAGAACUUUCCUACGUAAUUGCUAUCUUCAUUUGCUAAUCAUUUAGAUACUAUUGGAACUCUAAGUCCAAAAUGAAGCAGCAUUCAUCAGAGCCAGCACUUGAGAUGGUGGUGUCCCACGACCUGUGCACACCGCUAUUCAGAUGUAUUUUUCCUGCAAUCAAGCUUUCCUGAAACUAUGUACAUAUGUAAAUAAUCUAUAUUUAACCUAGAAAAACCUAGCAUACAUUUUGUAGUUUAACUGUGAUGUAAUGUUGCUGGAUCAAAUACUAGUAAAGCUUUUUAUGCUAAUUCAGAGAAUGAAACUUGUAUCUUCUAAACAUAAAUGAUUCUGAAAUUUAUCCUCCAAGAAGAUUGGUUAAGAAUGGUAUGACUACAUGAAACUGCUAAAAUUAAAAUUGGAAGUAUUAUAAACAGAACUCCAAAAGAAUCCUAGAUGGAAUAAAUUAAUGACAGAAGUUUUAUAAUUGGUGUGGUCAUGCAAUCAAUUUCUAGCUGAUCAGAGUAAUAUUGGGGAUGCCAUCCAUGAUUAACUCAACAUCAUUAUUAAUGAAAAGACAGUUAAAAAAUGGGAAAGAGGAAUAACCCACAUUAUAAUUAACAGAAAACUAUGUUCGUUUCACUAUAUAAAUUAAAUCAGUAAUCAAAAGAAACAAAAUUUCAAAAGAAAAGAAUAAUGUCUUAGUUUACACUACUCUUGUAUAUCAAUAGGAGACACUGUGAAAUAAACAAUGAAUGGUAAGACAUGUUACAAUUAAGCAAUUUAGUUUUAAACACAAUGUUUUGAUAUUCCAUAUUACGUACAAUUUAAAUUAAGCACUGCUAUAGGAAAAAAUAACUCCCAAACGUAAUGACAACAUCUGGUAUCAGUGCUGUUAGUCAACACAUUUUUCUUUUCCUUCUUAUAUUCUUUGUGGACAAUUUCAUUCUGUGCUGGUGACCUGUGAUACUUUUUCCAUAAUAAAGUCAACAUAUUUUUAUUUGUUUAUUAAGAUACAGUCUGGUAUAUAACUGACUGUAGAUCUGUCUGAAAAGUUAAUUUUUCUGGUACAUUCUAAUUAUCCAUAACUCCAUGAAAAAAUAAUUAACACAUUGUGACUUUCAGAAUUGAGAAUAAAUAUGUGUUUUGACGAACUUUUAGAGUACAUAGAUAUUGUUUUGUUCAUAAAUGUUUAUAAAGAGAAGAAUUUUGUAAGAAAUAAGAAAUUUCAUGAGAAAAUGCAAAAAUCUGUAGGGCCGAUAUUUAUAUUUUAAAAAUAGAUGGAUAUAAUUCAACAAAAUGGUAGUUAAGUAUAAAGCAUGUAAAUUCGUGUGUGUUAUAUACAUAUUUGAUUUUGCUACUGCCAGGUGAAUGUUAAAAAAUAUGCCAAAACACAAUAAUUCUACUAAAUGUUAAAACCAGGAAUAUUAGUAAUUGGAAAGUAUCAUUUUUCUUUUAGCUAAAAAAAAUUAUUUUUCUUCUUUCUUUGCACAGUUCUUUUGCACAGGUCAUUACUUCUAAACAAUAUUCUAUUAUUUUCACAUGUUACUUACAUCAAUAUGCUUUUCUUAAAGGAGAUUAAAAAGUGUACGAACUAAAAAUUUAAGAAAUAAUAAAGAGUUCUACAGGUAGUUCAGUAAAUAUAUUCAAACUUAGGACUAAAAUAAUAAAAUAACUGAAAAACAUUAUUUGAGACAAAUAAAAAAUAAAUAAAUUCUUAACUUAUAACCAAAUAUUCACCUUUAUUGAUAUGCAAUAAAAAGAUCAAUAAAUGAAAUAACAUCUACAACAAAAACUCUGCAAAAGCAAAUUAUGUGGAACUAGAACCUGUUGAUACCUAAAUAAAAGCAUUUUUAGAAGAUUAAUGGUUUUAGCUGAUGCAGAAUAGAUUAUUUUUACACAUUUAUAUUCAUAAUUACAAGCAUUAAUAAAAAAAA
Messenger RNA from Stegodyphus dumicola, 4647 nucleotides. RefSeq lists its product as uncharacterized. NCBI's taxonomy places the organism in Eukaryota, Metazoa, Arthropoda, Arachnida, Araneae, Eresidae. The record is from RefSeq and is a predicted model, not a curated record.